This is a messenger RNA of Linum tenue, 2155 nucleotides long. The record is from the annotation of a GenBank genome assembly. Lineage: Eukaryota; Viridiplantae; Streptophyta; Magnoliopsida; Malpighiales; Linaceae.
CUCUUCUCCAAACCCCUAAAUGACUGCGUGGCGCGUGCUAACUGCUAAGUACUAACAGUAACAACUCUCAAGUCACUGAAAUCGGAGCCCAGUGGUUAAUUACUGACCCUCACUUCUAAAGUCCACACCUUUCUUCUUCUUCUUCUUCUUCCACUGCAGCCUCGGCAUUUCCAACAAAGCGAGAUCUCAACUGGGUCUGGUUAGAUCCAGAUAUUCGCUACGUUUCCCUUGUCAGCAAAAAUGUUUAGGCUACUGCUCAGAUCAAUGUCAAGUUUGUUCCUUUUCAGUGUUCUGUUUUCCGUCGCGGGUUUUCUGGUUGAGGGUUCGGUCCACGAGUAUAAGGGGGAGAAAUUCGUGGGGAGAGGGAAUGCCUUAGUCGUUCAUGGCGGCAGUGAAGGGAUUUAUUUCUCCCGCCCUUCUUCCAAUCUCAACGACAAGGCCGCUAAUGGAGAUGCCUUCAUUCGCUUCGAAAAGGUCACAUUCCGAAGACCCAAGGACGUGCAUAACUUCACUUCAGGACUAGUACAUGCUAUCAUAUUCGAAGUAGAAGACAGAGAGCUGAUCGGUGGUUCAGCCUAUGGGGGCCAGAGAGCAAUCUGCUGUACUCCCGAUCUUGCAAAACUCGAUGCCUGCACUCAAGGAGAGAUCAUCCAUCGUCCUUCAACAACAGAUCCAGGCUUCCCCUAUGUACUCACCGACUCCUUCAAUCAUGACAAAGACGCGGCGACGCUACCAUCGAGGUCGAUUGAGAUCACCAAAACCGGCAUGUACAACCUAUACUUCGUGAUCUGCGACCCAAAUCUAAAAGACGUGGUAGUAGAAGAAGGGAAAACUAUAUGGAAGAACCCUACAGGGUAUCUCCCGGGAAGAAUGGCUCCACUAAUGAACUUCUAUGCAUUCAUGUCCAUUGCAUUUGUUAUACUCGGGAUCUUCUGGUUCUCACAGUAUGCUCGGUUUUGGAAGGAAGUUUUCCCAUUGCAAAACUGCAUUACUCUGGUGAUUACCUUAGGGAUGUUGGAGAUGGCAUUGUGGUAUUUCGACUAUGCGGAGUUCAACGAGACUGGGAUUCGACCGACUGGGACCACUGUGUGGGCAGUUACAUUUGGCACUGUGAAGCGCACGGUGGCACGUCUAGUGAUACUGAUUGUUUCAAUGGGGUAUGGGGUGGUGAGGCCAACAUUGGGAGGGCUCACAUCGAAGGUGCUAAUGCUAGGAGGGACAUUUUUCUUGACUUCUGAAGUGCUUGAGUUGGUGGAGAAUGUUGGUGCGGUGAGUGAUUUUUCAGGCAAGGCCAUACUGUUCUUGGUUCUUCCAGUUGCACUCUUGGAUGCUUUCUUCAUCCUCUGGGUAUUCAAAUCACUUUCUGCCACGUUGAAUAAACUUCAGGCAAGAAGAAUGAUGGUCAAGCUUGAUAUAUAUCGGAAAUUCACGAAUGCUUUGGCUGUAGCAGUUGUUGUUUCAGUUGGUUGGAUUUGCUACGAGUUGUACUUCAAAUCUCACGAUGUUUACAACGAGCACUGGCAGAACGCAUGGGUGAUUCCAGCUUUCUGGCAAUUCCUCUCCUUCUCUCUCCUAUGUGUCAUCUGUGUUCUUUGGGCUCCCUCACAAAACUCCAUGCGGUACUCUUACUCAGAUGACACCAACGACGAGUUCGACAAGGAUGAGAGUUCCUUGAGACUCAUUAAACCGGCUUCCUUCCCCACAAAGGAUGGUGUACAUACAUCAGAUCCCAGACCCGUCUCGCCUAGCAAUGGAGCAACCGAUGGCGACACAGGAGAGGAGAAGACGGCGUGAGAUAAGGGUAGUACGAUAUAGCACAUGGUAAUGUUUGAACAUUGCACUAGGGUAAGAUUAACUUGAGGAUAUAUGCCCUUUGUUUCUUUUGCAAUAGUGAGAGAAUGAGUUGAGAUGUUCUGUUACCCUUCUUACCUCUUAGUUUCUUUGUAUUAGUUUCUUAUUUUCUUUUCCUUUUUGUUUGGCUCAUGAUGUUCCUCUCAGUGUAUUUUGCCACACAUAGGUUGUUAUAUAGGAAGGGAGCUUUCCUGAAGGCGGCUUGUUGAUGUUGUUGUUCCUAUUUUGAUUUGUGAUACCCCAUUUAUAAAUUUUUAGAAACCUUCCUCAUCUUAGUUUGCAAUGUCUCUUUCCAUUACCUAGC